AAACUUGAUAUGGCUGAGACUAAGAAAUUCAAUAAAUCAAAAUUGAAGGCAGAAAUGCAAGAGAAAAAUCCAUUGCCUUCCAAAGAAAUGAUUGAACAGGAGAAGCGAGCAGGUGAAUCAUAA
Molecule: messenger RNA, 123 nt
Organism: Phyllostomus hastatus (greater spear-nosed bat)
Lineage: Eukaryota; Metazoa; Chordata; Mammalia; Chiroptera; Phyllostomidae
Product: thymosin beta-4-like
Exons: 1
Coding region: 10-123 (37 amino acids)
Biological process (GO): regulation of cell migration; actin filament organization
Cellular component (GO): cytoplasm
Molecular function (GO): actin monomer binding
Source: RefSeq, a predicted model, not a curated record